UCCAUUUCCUAACGCCAACCCGAAACUGGAUCUCCCCAUUUCCCGGUUAUGGCUACUGCAGCAGCCGCUGCCGCUGCCGUUGCCUCUCCUACCGAUUCCAAUUCCAUCAUCAAUCGCCGCAGAAGAAUCCAUUCCCGCCGCUGCUCAUCCAUCCUCCGAUCGAACAAUAUAUCAUGUCCUCCCCUCACCCUCGCCUUGAAGCUUCCCUCCUCCCCCUUCCUUCUCCUCCUCAACUCCAAUCGAUGCCGCCGCCGAUUCGCUCCUCCUCUCAGGGCAGCCUCUUCCCCCUCCUCCUCCUCUUCCUCUUUUCCUCUUGGAGCUAAUCUUGGGCGCCGAAUUGGGGUUCCCGAUGUAGAGAACAACGGCAACGUGGGGUUUCUUGGUCGACUGCGAUCUGGUCUCCUUCUCCUUCGAUACGUCUUUCCUGGCGGAAGUUGGUGGAAGCUCGAGCAAGAAGAAGGAAUGAAGGUGAACGCUGAAGAACAGGAUCGUGGGAAGAAGGGCUUGUCCGUGAUCACUGCACUCCGUCGCAUGUGGGAGCUCGUUGCUAAAGAUAGAUUGGUCAUCUUCCUGGCCUUUGCUUCCCUUCUCUUUGCAGCGCUAUCAGAAGUAUCAAUACCUCAUUUCUUGACGGCAUCUAUUUUUUCUGCCCAAACUCAUGAAAGCAUGAUGUUCUACAGAAAUGCGAGGCUGCUCGUUCUGCUGUGUUUCAUAUCUGGCAUUUGCAGUGGUUUACGAGGUUGCUGUUUUGGCAUUGCAAACAUGAUGUUGGUUAGGCGUAUGAGAGAAAUGCUUUAUGAUUCUCUGCUUUUCCAGGAUGUGUCCUUCUUGGACAAUGAAACGGUUGGUGAUUUAACUAGCAGACUUGGUUCGGACUGUCAGCAAGUAUCUCGUGUCAUUGGGAAUGAUCUUAAUCUAAUAUCACGGAAUCUACUUCAGGCGACAGGUGCACUGAUAUAUUUGUUUAUCUUAUCCUGGCGUCUUACGUUGUCUACAUUGCUGAUAUGUACUGCCUUGUUAACAAUUGUGCUCUUCUAUGGCCGGUACCAGAAGAAAGCAGCAAAGUUAACUCAGGAGCUCACUGCAAGUGCUAAUGAAGUUGCACAAGAGGCAUUAUCUCUGUUCAGGACAGUCCGUGUUUAUGGAACAGAGAAACAAGAAUUUGGAAGGUAUGUGAACUGGCUUGAAAGAUUGUCCGAAGUAAGCUUGCGACAGAGUGUGGCUUAUGGAUAUUGUAGUUUAAGCUUCAAUUUUCUCUAUCAUUCAACACAGGUUAUUGCAGUUCUGGUAGGAGGAAUAUCUAUUCUUUCUGGUCAGAUGACAGCAGAGCAACUAACCAAGUUUAUCCUAUACUCUGAAUGGAUGAUUUAUUCAACUUGGUGGGUGGGAGACAACUGGUCUUCACUAAUGCAGUCCAUCGGAGCAAGUGAAAAAGUUUUUGAGCUGAUGGAUUUGUUGCCAAGCAACCAGUUCCUAUCUGAAGGACUGAAAUUGCAAAAGCUUGUGGGACAUAUUGAUUUUGUGGAUGUAUCAUUUAGUUAUCCUUCGAGAUCAAUGGUACCAGUGCUGAAACAAGUAAAUCUGUCAGUACACCCUAAUGAAGUAGUUGCAAUUGUUGGUCUUAGUGGAAGUGGUAAAAGCACCCUUCUUAAUCUUCUUCUUCGUUUAUUUGAACCAACCAACGGCCAGAUAUUAGUUGAUGGCGUCCCUCUUAGUGAUCUGGAUAUCAAAUGGCUGCGGCAAAAUAUUGGAUAUGUGGGACAAGAACCACGACUUUUCCGUAUGGAUAUUAGUUCAAACAUAAGGUAUGGAUGCCCAAGGGAAGUCGGUCGUGAAGACGUGGAAUGGGCUGCUAAACAAGCAUAUGCUCACGAAUUUAUAUCAGCUCUUCCCAAUGGCUAUGGCACACUCGUCGAUGACACUCUUCUUAGUGGAGGACAAAAGCAGCGGAUUGCUAUUGCCAGGGCUAUUCUCAGAGAUCCAACUAUUUUGAUUCUUGAUGAAGCCACUAGCGCUCUCGAUGCAGAAAGUGAAUAUUAUGUAAAGGAGGUACUUCGUACAAUGCAGAACAGUUCCAGUAAAAAGAGAACCAUUUUUGUAAUAGCACAUAGGCUAUCUACGAUACAAGCUGCUGACAGAAUAAUAGUAAUGGAUGGUGGCAGAAUUGUGGAGAUGGGAAAACAUAUGGAGCUCAUUCAAAGGGAUGGCUUGUAUGCACGGUUGGUUAGGAGACAGGCUGAUGCUUUCGCAUAUUGAUACGACUUCCAGUAUGUUUGCAGACUGAUUGGCUUACUCCAUGGUUUUAUUUGAGUGGAACAGCCAAAGUGAUCUAUGAUACAAAAUUGCCCAAAAACUAUUCAUACCACAAACAAUAGUGAUUCUUUUUUACAAUGUCAGUGAAACAUCAAUGUUAUUAUUCAAGAAAAGUGUUUUUUUUUUUCUUUUGACUUUCUUGUAACAAGAAAUGUUCUCUCCGAAAACAAAGAAAGAAAGAAAGAAAACGAGAUGGCAAGGAAUUUCAUCUUGGUGGCA
This is a messenger RNA of Musa acuminata subsp. malaccensis (wild Malaysian banana), 2532 nucleotides long. RefSeq names its product ABC transporter B family member 26, chloroplastic. Gene Ontology annotation, cellular component: membrane; chloroplast envelope. The record is from RefSeq and is a predicted model, not a curated record. Gene Ontology annotation, biological process: transmembrane transport. Lineage: Eukaryota; Viridiplantae; Streptophyta; Magnoliopsida; Zingiberales; Musaceae. Gene Ontology annotation, molecular function: ABC-type transporter activity; ATP binding; ATP hydrolysis activity.